AUAAGCACUUUUUCACUUGCAAGAAAUUUCAGAAAAUAUACAUAAGAGAAAGCGUUGCAACGGUGAUCCUUAUUGGAAAAAUGAGUGAACAGAAUUUAAACACUAUCUUAAAUCGUUUUACUGCUAAUAUUGUUCAGCUUCGUCAACAAAGGAAAAUAGAAGCCCUAAACUGUUGGGAGCCUAUCGUGAAAGAAAUCUUAGAAUAUGUGAAAACGAAAGAUGACCGAUUCAGUGCUCUUCAAAUCUUACCUACAGGAAGCUAUUAUGAAAGGGCCAAAGUAAAAGAGCCCGAUGAAUUCGACCUGAUGUUAAUCAUGGAUAAUUUAGAACUGGAUGACGCACCAUUUGAAGAAGACGAUGGCUUCAGCGAGCCACCAAUCGGAUUUACCACUGUAAUGAUUGACGAGGGCGAAGAAUGGCUUUGGAAGAGAGACAGCUGUGUGAACCAUAGAGGAAUGCUGAAUGCCUCACAGGUUAAAGCAGUUUUUAAAAGGCUUGUGGAUAAAGCCAUCAGGGAAAAAAAGCAUUUAAGGAAUGUUGCUGUUAAGUCUGAAGGCCCAGCAGUGACCUUGAAAAUAACUAGCACAAAUAGAAUAGAAUAUUCUAUUGAUUUGACACUUGCCAUCAAGGAGAAAACCUGGCCAGAAGAAGCUGAAGAAUGGAAAACAAGGCCCAGAGCUGGUUGGCCCAAUAACAAUCUUGUGAGAGAAAUUUGCAGAGAGGGAUGUCAUCUGGUAGGUAAGCAACCAAAGGGUCACAACAUUGCUUACAAAGAGAAAGGAUUCCUGUGGCGUUAUUCCUUCUCAGCGGCUGAAAAGAGGCUAUUCCUUCAAGGUGGGCAAGGUGAAGCCAACUCUUGCCGAAAGAAAGUUCUCCGAAUAGUGAAGGCUCUUCGAGAAGAACUUAACCUGAAGCCAUUGAAGUCAUAUCAUCUAAAAACACUCUUACUCUAUGAGUGCGAGUCCCACCCUAAUGCCUCAGAGUGGAGAGAUACCUUGGAUGUUCGAUUCAUGGGCCUCCUUAAGAGGUUGGAAAAGUGUCUACGCUCAAAGAGUUGUGCCCAUUAUUUUAUUGAAGGUUUAAAUUUGUUUGAAUCAUUCAAUCACCAAGAAUGCCAGGAAUUGGCUAAUAGAGUGAGGGAAAUUAUAAGCAAACCAGUGCAAGUGCUAACCAAACUCCUAGGGAAAUACCAAAUGGCAUGAAAUGAAACUAAACAAGCUACACUCAUUGACUGCUUGUCUAAAACAUUUUCAUAAUGGGUCAAUUUAGAAUCAUUAUGUGCGAUCACCUUAUGUACAACUGCACCACUGAUUAUUGUUGGUUCAAAACAAAAAAACAAUGAUAACUUCUUUAAGGAUAGAUAGUCCUAGACACAUCUUGCAGCAAGUUUUUUAACACUGCUACAUAUUCUAUCAACAAAGAUUUGAAUUAAUUUAAGUUGCAUAAUAUUUAAUAUAUUCAACAAGUAUUGAAAACAAAUGAUGCUGCUUGCACUAAUCACAGGCAAGAGCUAGUAUUUCUUGAUUGAUCAUGGUACCACAGGUCAGGAUAAGGUCUAGGAAAAAAUUUCUUAAUAGACUCUGGGAUAAUUAAGGCAAUUUUGCUUUGAGACAUGGAAUAUUUAUGUCUUUCAAAGAAGUCAGGGGAAAGUGAAAUCUCAAAGGUAAACUCAUUCAUUUUAUUUUGGCUUUUUGAUGGUGACUUUUGAACCCUGUGUUCAUUCAGUUGCUUUCAAAAAAUUUUAAGAAGGAGCCAUGGAUAUCUAAAUAAUCAAUUACUCAGGCAAAUAUGUUUAAAUAUAUGGAUUAACAUGGUAUGGCCAAAAAUAAUACAGUCAAAUAUAUUUCAAAGGUUUAGGAAUAACUUGAACUAUUUUUGAACAAACAGUAUUUGAAAAGGGAUUAGAUUGGACAUGCAUGUGUAUUCCCUCAAAGAGGAAAGGGUUAGAGUUAGGGUUUGGAACAUUAGAUUUGCCAAGGGAACAUGAAUAGGAAAACAUAUCUAUCUCCUCAAAUCCCUGAAGAACAUUAAAAUUAACCCCAUUCCAAAUGAAAUUUAAAAGCAGCAGGAAAUGGCAAACUCCAUUGAACUUUUAAGACUGUUAUGGAACUGUUUGUAACACCUCAAAUUUUCACCAUUUAACAUAUAAAACUUCAUAAACCUGAUUUCUUCAAA
Messenger RNA from Pocillopora verrucosa, 2175 nucleotides. Its product is annotated as cyclic GMP-AMP synthase-like receptor 1. The record is from RefSeq and is a predicted model, not a curated record. NCBI's taxonomy places the organism in Eukaryota, Metazoa, Cnidaria, Anthozoa, Scleractinia, Pocilloporidae.